This is a messenger RNA of Eurypyga helias (sunbittern), 3309 nucleotides long. RefSeq names its product SECIS binding protein 2-like (gene SECISBP2L). The coding region runs from base 50 to 3277 and encodes 1075 amino acids. Gene Ontology annotation, molecular function: mRNA 3'-UTR binding; ribonucleoprotein complex binding; selenocysteine insertion sequence binding. The record is from RefSeq and is a predicted model, not a curated record. The transcript is spliced from 18 exons. NCBI's taxonomy places the organism in Eukaryota, Metazoa, Chordata, Aves, Eurypygiformes, Eurypygidae. Gene Ontology annotation, biological process: selenocysteine incorporation. Gene Ontology annotation, cellular component: ribonucleoprotein complex.
AGCUGAAGUAGAACCGUUUAUUCCUCAGAAGAAGGGUCCAGAAACACUAAUGAUCCCAAUGGCGCUUCCUAAUGACAGCGGAGGAAUUAAUGGCAUGGAACCAACUCCUAUCCCUAGCUACCUGAUCACUUGCUAUCCAUUUGUACAGGAAAACCAAUCCAAUAGACAGUUUCCGUUAUACAACAGUGACAUCAGAUGGCAGCAACCCAACCCAAAUCCUGCAGGACCAUACCUUGCUUAUCCUAUAAUAUCCGCGCAACCGCCUGUUUCUACAGAGUACACCUAUUAUCAGCUGAUGCCAGCACCAUGUGCUCAGGUCAUGGGUUUCUAUCAUCCUUUCCCUUCUCUAUCAUCCUUUCCCUUCAAAACAGCAAGUGCUGUGAAUGCAGUUACUACAGAAUGCACUGAGCGGCCCAACCCGUCUGGCCAGGUCUUUCCAUUAUCCAGUCAGCGGAGCAGAAGCACUACCAGGGGGCCAGUCAUACAAAAACAACAACAGUUACAGACGCACAUAAAAAAUAAACGUCCCCCAGUGAAAAAUGUCGCCACUCAGAAGGAGACUAGUUCAUCAGGUCCUGAGAACAGAGCAAAGAUUGUUCUGUUGGUUGAUGCAUCCCAGCAAACAGACUUCCCUUCCGAUAUAGCUAAUAAGUCACUUUCUGAGAGCGCCUCUACAAUGCUUUGGAAAUCAAAAGGCAGGCGCAGAAGAGCUUCUCACCCUGCCGCGGAGUCCUCUAGCGAGCAGGGCGCAAGUGAAGCAGACAUUGACAGCGACAGUGGCUAUUGUAGUCCCAAGCAUGGCAAUAACCAGGCUGCGGCCAUGACCGCAAGGAACACGGAUUCUUGUGCAGUGAAUGUUGCAGAACCAUCAGUAAAUACAAAUGCCACUUCUUUUUCAGCUGGUGUAAGUUGGAGUAAUGUAAGUUCCCAGGCAACUCAAAAAAAACCUUGGAUUGAAAAGACUCAGACAUUUUCUAGAGGUGGAAGACAACCUGAGCAAAGAAAUAAUUCACAGUCCGGCUUCAGAUGCAGAGACCACAGCACAUCUUCAGAAAGAAGGCAGAAUCUGCAGAAGCGACACGAAAAACCUCUAACUGCAAGCCAGUCAAGCAGAACAGAGCAGAGUCCUGAACCUCUGUAUUUUGAGGACGAAGACGAAUUUCCAGAGCUAAAUAGUGACAAUGGCAGCAGCAAGAGUAGUAACAUCCAGCAAAAGAUUUCACCCAAAGUAUUGGAUGACUUACCGGAGAAUUCUCCAAUCAAUAUAGUCCAAACUCCAAUUCCCAUUACGACCUCCGUACCAAAGCGUGCGAAAAGUCAGAAGAAGAAGGCCUUGGCAGCAGCUCUUGCAACAGCUCAAGAGUACUCGGAGAUAAGCAUGGAACAGAAAAAACUUCAGGAGGCUCUAUCAAAAGCGGCUGGAAAGAAGAGCAAGACCCCUGUUCAGUUAGACUUGGGCGACAUGUUAGCAGCUCUUGAAAAGCAGCAGCAAGCAAUGAAAGCCCGUCAGAUCACCAAUACCAGGCCCCUCUCAUACACAGUUGGCAGUGCUGCUCCCUUCCAUACCAAAGAAUCUGCCAACAGAAAGUCCUUAACGAAGGGACAGCUGUCCAUGGGCUGCCUUAAUCCUUUGGAUUCAACUGCCCCAAAAGUAAAAAGAGGAAAAGAGAGAGAGAUUGCAAAACUGAAACGCCCUACAGCACUUAAAAAGAUUAUUUUGAAAGAGAGAGAAGAGAAGAAAGGCCGUCUCUCAGCUGACCAUAGCCUUUUGGGAUCUGACGAACAGAAAGAGGUUCCUAUAAACUUGACUGCGGAUCAGUCUCAGGAGCUGGCCUCUCAAGAAGAAACUGGACUGAGCAUGCCAAGUGAUACUUCGCUUUCGCCAGCAAGUCAGAAUUCUCCCUACUGUAUGACUCCAGUGUCACAGGGUUCACCUGCCAGUUCUGGAAUAGGCAGCCCAAUGGCAUCUUCGGCAAUAACCAAAAUUCACAGCAAGAGAUUCAGAGAGUACUGUAACCAAGUUCUAAGUAAAGAAAUAGAUGAGUGUGUGACUCUCUUGUUGCAAGAGCUUGUCAGCUUCCAGGAGCGUGUUUAUCAAAAGGAUCCGAUGAGAGCUAAAGCAAAGAGAAGACUUGUUAUGGGCUUGCGUGAGGUCACUAAGCAUAUGAAACUAAACAAGAUCAAGUGUGUUAUCAUAUCUCCCAACUGCGAAAAAAUCCAGUCAAAAGGUGGACUAGAUGAGGCUCUGUAUAACGUCAUAGCCAUGGCACGGGAACAAGAAAUUCCUUUUGUCUUUGCUCUUGGCCGUAAAGCUCUUGGCCGCUGUGUGAACAAGCUGGUUCCUGUCAGCGUAGUGGGUAUCUUCAACUACUCAGGUGCUGAGGACCUAUUUAACAAGCUGGUAUCGCUGACUGAAGAGGCCAGAAAAGCAUACAGAGAUAUGGUUGCUGCCAUGGAACAGGAGCAGGCGGAAGAGGCCUUGAAGAAUGUCAAGAAGGCACCCCAUCACAUGGGCCAUUCCCGUAACCCCUCUGCAGCAAGUGCCAUCUCAUUCUGCAGUGUUAUUUCUGAGCCCAUAUCCGAAGUGAAUGAGAAGGAAUACGAAACCAACUGGAGAAAUAUGGUGGAAACAUCCGAUGGGUUAGAAACCUCUGAAAAUGAGAGAGAAUCCUCGUGUAAGACUGCGGUACCGGAAAAAGCUGGUAAUGGCCAAGCUGAAAAAGCCACUCUUAACAAGCAACCGCCUCUGGCUAUAACUGGCACUACCUCAGCAACGAAUCUUGGAAAAUCCACACCGGCUGACAAAGAUGAGGUGAAACCAGAUGACAAUCUGGAGUGGGCCUCGCAGCAGAGCACAGAAACGGGAUCGCUGGAUGGCAGCUGCCGAGAUCUUUUGAAUUCCUCCAUGACCAGUACCACCAGUACUCUUGUACCAGGGAUGCUGGAAGAGGAGGAGGAGGAGGAAGAUGAGGAGGAGGAGGAUUAUGCCCAUGAACCGAUUUCUGUAGAGGUUCAGAUUAACAGCAGAAUUGAAUCUUGGGUUUCAGAGACCCAGAGAACUAUGGAGACUCUUCAGCUUGGGAAGACCCUUAGCGGUGCCGAAGAAGACAACGCGGAACAAAGCGAAGAGGAAGAAUUAGAGACUUCCGAGCAGGCCGAACCAGUCACCGAUGGUGAGGAAUGGACAAAUGAUAAGCACGCCAGUAACGCCCAACACAAACCCACCAUCUGCAGCUCUUUGAAUAAAGAACACACAGAUUCCAUCUACAUGCCGUAAAAAUAAGCAGGAACUCAGGAACUUCUUAGGAA